GAAGAUACGUAAUUAGAUUCAUUUCUUCUCUCUACCAUUCCCGCGAGUUUCAGCUAUGGAUUCUUCUCUGCGCAAUUCUCUCAAUCCCAAUAAACUUCUCAAAGAAGAAUUCGUUAGCAAUUUGACUGGAUCUUCUAUGAUCGAAAUCGCGGCGCUUUCCACUAUUAUACCUAUUCUGGUGAUUCUUCGGCAUUCAUGCUAUUGCAGCGGCGUGAUUGAUGCUUCACUGAAGAAAAGUGACAAUCCAGUUAUCCACUCAAAGAGCUUGAAGCAAUACUUGGCUGCCAUUACUGUAGAUUUUCUUGUUAUCGUGAUUCCCACUAUCUUAUUUUUCACUGUUCUAGCAGAAUGGUCAUGUCUGUGUGCGGUUUUAUUCAUUUUUCUAUUAUUGUUGUUGAUUGCAGCUAAAGGAAUCCACAGUCAUUCUCCAACUUGGGAAACAGCAAACCAAAGUCUAAAGGAAAAUAUUUCAUCUUUUAGGGUUGUUGUGAUGAUCACAACAUGCUUGUGCAUAUUGGCUGUUGAUUUCAGAAUAUUUCCCAGAAGAUAUGCUAAGACAGAGACUUACGGUACAAGUCUGAUGGAUCUUGGUGUCGGUUCAUUUGUACUGGCAAAUUCAUUAGUUUCUCAGCAGGCACGGAAUGUCCCAUCCACAAAGCGAAAAGGUGCAUUAAAAUCUGUUUUUCCUCUUAUCGUUCUUGGACUAGUUCGUCUUAUUACUACUACUGGUGUAGAUUAUCAGGUUCAUGUGGGAGAAUAUGGAGUGCACUGGAAUUUCUUUUUCACACUUGCUGGUGUAUCAAUUCUUACCACUAUCAUUAAUAUUCCUCCACAAUAUUCUGGAAUUUUUGGUACAACAAUUCUAGUAGGGUACCAGUGUUGGUUGACGUAUGGGUUAAAUGCUUAUCUUCUUUCAAAUCAGAGGGGAACAGAUAUAAUCAGCCAAAACAAGGAAGGAAUUUUUAGCAUAUUUGGGUAUUGGAGUAUUUACCUUAUUGGCGUGCAGUUGGGAAACUCUAUCUUCUUUGGAAAAAAUUCAACUGCUACGCUAAGGAGCAAUAGAAGAGCAAGGAUAAUAGUUUGGAUACUUGCUCUUUCCUUUUGGAUGGCAACCUUGCUUCUGGAUUCCUAUGUUGAGAGAGCUUCUCGAAGAACGUGCAACCUGGCAUACGUUAAUCUGGUACUGGCACAAAAUUUACAGGUUUUGGCAAUACUAAUGCUUUCUAGUUAUGUUACUGGUAAUGGAACUUCUGUUCUUGAAGAAGCGUUCAACAGCAAUUUAUUGGCUGCAUUUCUUUUGGCAAACUUGCUCACUGGGUUAGUUAACUUGUCUGUCGAUACCCUGUCCACGUCAUCCAUCUUCGCUUUAUUUAUUUUGCUUGCGUAUGCAUUUACUUUAUCGUCGCUAACGGGACUGGCCAAGUUCUAUGGCAUUAGGCUGAAGUUUUGGUAGGCAAAACAAUACCAAUCUUAUUGUUGUCGUGUUCUUCUAUGUUUAGAUAUCUUUGAAGCAGCAAAAUAUCUAAG
Cucurbita maxima (winter squash) is the source of this 1527-nucleotide messenger RNA. RefSeq lists its product as uncharacterized. Bases 56 to 1453 code for a protein of 465 amino acids. NCBI's taxonomy places the organism in Eukaryota, Viridiplantae, Streptophyta, Magnoliopsida, Cucurbitales, Cucurbitaceae. The record is from RefSeq and is a predicted model, not a curated record. Gene Ontology annotation, molecular function: glucosaminyl-phosphatidylinositol O-acyltransferase activity. Gene Ontology annotation, biological process: GPI anchor biosynthetic process; protein localization to plasma membrane. Gene Ontology annotation, cellular component: endoplasmic reticulum; membrane. The transcript is spliced from 16 exons.